Molecule: messenger RNA, 783 nt
Organism: Enterobius vermicularis (human pinworm)
Lineage: Eukaryota; Metazoa; Nematoda; Chromadorea; Rhabditida; Oxyuridae
Source: the annotation of a GenBank genome assembly
AUGAAGUAUGCUAAGGAGCUGCGCGAAGCGAUAGAGAUGGUAAUGUGGAACAGUACAGACGGUGUUUGGUACGACUACGAUUCUGAAGAGAAGACGCAUAGACGAAGAUUUUAUCCUAGCAACGUAUAUCCUCUAAUUUUCGGUGACUCAAGCAAAAAAGUCACUAAAAGAGUACUUGCUUAUUUAAAAAGAAUGGAUGUUUUAAAGUACCCAGGAUUUUUAGGUGGUAUUCCAGCAACUCUAGAAGGUUCUUCACAUGAACAAUGGGAUUUUCCUAAUGUCUGGGGUCCCUCUGUUCAUCUCUUCGUUGAAAGUCUUCGCAAGUCUGGUGAUCCGGAACUUUAUAACAUUUCAAAAAAAGUUGCUGACGGGUUUAUACGUACGGUUUACAACGGCUUGAUGAAUCCAAGUCCUCAAUGGCCAGCAGCCUGUUGGGAAAAAUACGAUGCUCGGUUUGACGAUGGUAGACCAGGAAUUGGAGGAGAAUAUCCAGUACAGCAGGGGUUUGGAUGGACAAAUGGAGCUGUACUUGAUUUAAUAUACAGGUUUUAUAUUGAACCACAAGAACGAAAAUUUGGAGCAGUUCGGUUAUAUGCUAAUAACGUUCAUUCUAAUCGGCGGCUGUAUAUCUUCUACCUACUCAUUCCAACAUCUUUACUUAUAGUUGCAUGGCUUACCUGCCAAGUGCAGAAAAGUCAAGUUAAUCAUAAUCGGACACAAAUCUUCGAUAUUAUUGGGAAACCAGAAGAAAGUUAUCUGAUUGCCGAUUCGGACACCGAAUAG